Messenger RNA from Durusdinium trenchii, 2204 nucleotides. NCBI's taxonomy places the organism in Eukaryota, Dinophyceae, Suessiales, Symbiodiniaceae. The record is from the annotation of a GenBank genome assembly.
AUGCCACGGUCGCGGGGCUCCACCUCAGCUGAUCAAGAGGCGCUCUUUGAGGUUUGGCGCUCGGCAGUGGAGGCCACACACGACUUCUUGCAGGCAGAAGAUUGCGCAGCGAUCUCCGAGCAGGUUCGCAGCUAUGUGGCGACCUCUCACUUUCAGGUGGUCGAGGAAGAAGACUUCGCUCAAAUUUCCACGGUUUCUUCGAAGAGACCGGUGGCUUUCCUUGGGGCGACGAAGAACAAGAUUGAUUCCUUGUUCGUGCAUGCUGACUACAUGGGACAGGGCAUUGGAAAGGCACUUUUGUGGCAGACCAUCGUGAGCUUAUUCGAUGAGUUUGGGGAAGUCUAUGUGGAUGUGAAUGAGCAGAAUGAGCAGGCUCAUCGCUUUUAUCUAAGCCAAGGCUUCAAACAGGAGAUUUGCAUCGUUUUGGAGAUGCCACGUGCCGCUUUCAUCGCGGCUCUGGAGGAUCAUCCGGAGGAACAAGAGCACUUCCAGAAGAUUGGGCGCCAACACGGCGUGGUGGUCGCCAGUACUCAGUGGCCACUUUUUGAGGGUGCUUCCCAGAAACUUCUCUCCCUCAUCAACCUCUAUGCCAGGAAGCAUAUCACCGCGAAAGGCCACUGGUCCACCUUCAACGGAGAACAGCUUCCGGAACACGCGGCGAUCCUGGUGCUGCGCGGCGAGAUCCGAAUGGUGACGCCCGACAAAGGAGAGUUGGUCUUCACCGAGGGCACCUGCUUCAACGAGCAGCUGCUCUUUGGCUUGCCACCGUUGGAUGGGCGCUUGCAUCCUCAGGGCAAUUGCGAGGUUCAGAUCAUGACGGCGGACAUCUUCGACCGGGUCGUCGCGGAGUGUCCUCAUGAAAGGGACUUCAUCAUGCAACGCAUCGUGAACGAGAUCGCGCGCAAGGCCGAGCAACACAUGGGCUUUGGACGAGGUGAUCCCGGCGGCGCCCUCGUGCUGAGCACCGUGAUCCAGGUGGCCGCGGACGACUUCGCGGACCAACUGCGGCGGCGCAUCGACGCGCGGAUCUACGAGCCGGGCGCGGUGAUCACGGAAGCUGGACAGGAGGGCAACUGCAUGUUCGUGCUGGUGGAUGGAGAAGCGGAGAACGAAGGUGAUGGCUUGUGCCAUGGCAAAGCACUGCCAUUGAAGGUGGGCAGCGUCUUUGGUGAAUCGGUCUUGCUGGGUGUGGUGCGUACCUAUCCGAACCGCACCAGAGCAUUGACGCGCUGUAUUGCUUUGGCCCUCACACAGGAAGUCUUUCACCAGGUCCUGGAAGAGUUCCCCUCGCACGUGGAGCUGUACAACCACAUGGCCAUGCAGGGCCAUCAGACGGAGGUUGGAGCCUCUGAAUUGAAUGUCCAGUUGGGGAAGAGCCGCGCCUUCUCCAACGUCAGCAAGGACUUCUUGAUGGUGGUCUGCGAGCGUGCAGAUGAGGUCUACUUCGGCCCCGGUGAUGACAUCUUUCGGCGGGGCGAGGCCUGCAAACUUGGAGAGGCCUUGAUGUAUAUCUUGCUGCAAGGAGCUGCCAUCGUUGAAGGAGAAUAUGGCGAUGAACUGGGCAGGCUGAACUCCGGUGAUGUCGUUGGCGAGGGCGGUGCCCUUGGCAUUGCCCCCAUCCGCGGCGCCACCGUCCGGGCCUGGCGGGACAGCCUGGUGCGCGCCGUGCGGCUCCACGGGAGCUCCGUGCAGAGGGCUGUGACGGCCUUCCCCGACGAGUACGAGUCGUUGCAACAGAUUUUCCAGAAGCGUGCUUCGGCCAACAAGGAGGUCGAGCGUGUACGGCAGAAGUGGCUGCAAGAGCAGGUGAUUCCCGCUCUGAACACUUGUCGGAUCUUCCAAGGCUUUCCCGAGCCGAUCAUACGGAAGAUCGCCGAGCACUUGCUGCAAGCAACCUACACUUGCGCCUUGGUUCGGGUGGACCAAAACCUUUGGGAGGAGGGUGACCGUGCAAUGAGCCGCUGUGCCGGUUCUUCCAAACGGGGUCCGUCCGAGCCGCGGUGGGUCGAGUCGAAGCGAGGGCGGCACGGCAGUUCGCGGUGGUCUUGGCCGUUUCUGUUGGGGUGGAUGAUGUGGAUGGGAAAGACUCCAGUGGUCUGAAUCAUUGAGGGUGACUAAUGGUUGUUGAGACGUGUUGUCUUUCUUUUUCCUUUGAGAUGGACGUGUGACACCCGCAGCAGUUGUAGAAGGAUGAUGGUAGAGAG